Messenger RNA from Glarea lozoyensis ATCC 20868, 1047 nucleotides. RefSeq names its product Aspartate/ornithine carbamoyltransferase. Lineage: Eukaryota; Fungi; Ascomycota; Leotiomycetes; Helotiales; Helotiaceae. Gene Ontology annotation, biological process: L-citrulline biosynthetic process. Gene Ontology annotation, molecular function: amino acid binding; ornithine carbamoyltransferase activity. The transcript has a single exon. The record is from RefSeq and is a predicted model, not a curated record. Gene Ontology annotation, cellular component: mitochondrion. The coding region runs from base 1 to 1047 and encodes 348 amino acids.
AUGCGUCCUUCCACCCUUCGUCCCGCCGGGCGAGCUCUCCAAAAACGAAGCUAUUCUACUCCUUCCUCCAAACCUCGUCACCUCCUCACCAUCGCAGAUCUUUCUGCUUCCGAAUUCACAACCUUAGUCCGAAAUGCCUCCUCUCACAAAGCUGCCCUCAAAGCUGGAACUACACCGCCAGCACUCAAAAAUGCGUUGUUGGACAAGACCGUAGCGAUGAUGUUCUCCAAACGAAGCACCCGAACGCGUGUCUCUACAGAGGCGGCAGUUGUCAGUAUGGGCGGUCACCCAAUGUUUCUGGGAAGCAGCGAUAUACAAUUGGGUGUCAAUGAGUCACUCUACGAUACGUCGGUUGUGAUAUCUUCAAUGGUUUCAGCAAUGGUAGCACGUGUAGGACAUCACUCCGAAGUAGCAGAUCUUGCCAAACACUCUUCCGUUCCAGUCAUCAACGCAUUAUCGAACGAUUUCCAUCCAUUGCAGACGAUUGCCGAUUUCCUCACUAUCCAUGAAGCGUUUGGAAAUAAAGAAGGGAAGAAGUUGGGAGUUGAAGGCUUGAAGGUUGCGUGGGUGGGUGAUGCCAAUAAUGUCUUAUUCGAUUUGGCGAUUGCAUGUCAGAAACUGGGGGUCGAGAUUGCGGUUGCUAGCCCAAAGGGUUACGAGAUACCAUCACACAUGAAGGAUUUGAUCAACUCUUCUGCGCCUUUGUCUAGGUCAUUGUUGACCGAAACGACUGUGCCGGAGGAGGCAAUCAAGGAUGCUGAUAUCCUGGUGACGGAUACCUGGAUUUCUAUGGGCCAGGAAGAAGAAUCAGCUAAGAGAUUGAAGGCAUUCGCUGGAUACCAGAUCACUGAGGAGCUUGCCAAAAAGGGUGGUGCAAAGAAAGGAUGGAAGUUCAUGCAUUGCCUACCCAGACAUCAAGAGGAGGUUGAUGAUGCUGUGUUCUAUGGGAAUAGGAGUUUGGUCUUCCCUGAAGCCGAGAACAGAUUGUGGGCUGCGAUAGCUGCGCUGGAGGGGUUUGUGGUCAAGGCUGGAAAGAUUGAAGGAUAG